CCGGGUACGCCCCCUCAGGCUCCUCCCCGCACGUCUGAGAGCUCCUGAGGCCCUACCCUCUCGGGUCGCGGAACACCUCCCGAGACCUCCGGAAAUGCCACAGCAGACGUCGACACGUGAUCGUGACGUCACUCGCGCGUCUCUUCAGGCGGCUGGUUCCGCGCGAUUGUAAUCUCGGGUGGUAGCUGUUUCCCUGCGUGUCGCUAGUGCUGUUUCGGCCUUUCAGCCCGAAACGUGACGGCGACACCAUGUACCACAGCAGCAGCCAGAAGCGGCACUGGACCUUCGCUGGCGAGGAGCAGCUGGCGCGACUGCGGGCCGACGCCAACCGCAAAUUCAAGUGCAAAGCGGUGGCUAAUGGGAAGGUUCUUCCAAAUGAUCCAGUGUUUCUUGAGCCUCAUGAAGAAAUGACACUUUGCAAAUACUAUGAGAAAAGGUUACUGGAAUUUUGUUCAGUAUUUAAACCAGCAAUGCCUCGAUCUGUUGUGGGUACAGCUUGUAUGUAUUUCAAGCGUUUCUAUCUUAAUAAUUCAGUAAUGGAAUAUCACCCCCGGAUAAUAAUGCUCACUUGUGCAUUUCUGGCCUGCAAAGUCGAUGAAUUCAAUGUGUCUAGUCCUCAGUUUGUUGGGAAUCUUCGAGAGAGUCCCCUUGGACAGGAAAAGGCACUGGAACAGAUUUUGGAAUAUGAACUACUACUUAUACAGCAACUUAAUUUUCACCUUAUUGUCCACAAUCCUUAUAGACCAUUUGAAGGCUUCCUAAUUGAUAUAAAGACUCGAUACCCCAUGUUGGAGAAUCCAGAGAUUUUAAGGAAAACAGCUGAUGAUUUUCUUAGUAGAAUUGCACUGACAGAUGCUUAUCUUUUGUACACACCUUCACAAAUUGCCCUGACUGCCAUUUUGUCAAGCGCCUCUAGGGCUGGAAUUACCAUGGAAAGCUAUUUAUCAGAGAGUCUGUUGCUGAAAGAAAACAGAACUUGUCUGUCACAGUUGCUGGAAAUAAUGAAAAGCAUGAGAAAUCUAGUAAAAAAGUAUGAGCCACCCAGGUCUGAAGAAAUUGCUGUUCUGAAACAAAAGUUGGAGCGGUGUCAUUCUGCUGACCUUGCACUUAAUGUGGUGACGAAGAAGAGGAAAGGCUAUGAAGAUGAUGACUAUAUAGCAAAGAAACCCAAACAGGAAGAGGAGGAAUGGACUGACGAUGACCUGAUAGAUUCUCUCUAACCACUGGAAAUGACUACAGCAGUGCUAAUUAACCAACAGAAGUAGGACGCAUGUCUGACAUUUAACUUUCUUUUAAAUAGUACAAUGUGAAAACAUCAAAAUAUAUUAAAAAUUUCUAAUUGUUACAUAUA
Molecule: messenger RNA, 1351 nt
Organism: Psammomys obesus (fat sand rat)
Lineage: Eukaryota; Metazoa; Chordata; Mammalia; Rodentia; Muridae
Gene: Ccnh
Product: cyclin H
Exons: 9
Coding region: 249-1220 (323 amino acids)
Biological process (GO): DNA-templated transcription; regulation of cyclin-dependent protein serine/threonine kinase activity; regulation of transcription by RNA polymerase II
Cellular component (GO): transcription factor TFIIK complex; nucleus
Molecular function (GO): cyclin-dependent protein serine/threonine kinase regulator activity
Source: RefSeq, a predicted model, not a curated record